Messenger RNA from Dromiciops gliroides (monito del monte), 980 nucleotides. RefSeq names its product dual specificity protein phosphatase 13-like. NCBI's taxonomy places the organism in Eukaryota, Metazoa, Chordata, Mammalia, Microbiotheria, Microbiotheriidae. Gene Ontology annotation, cellular component: cytoplasm. The record is from RefSeq and is a predicted model, not a curated record. Bases 97 to 732 code for a protein of 211 amino acids. Gene Ontology annotation, molecular function: MAP kinase phosphatase activity; protein tyrosine/serine/threonine phosphatase activity. The transcript is spliced from 4 exons. Gene Ontology annotation, biological process: negative regulation of MAPK cascade; protein dephosphorylation.
GCAGCCUCAACAGAGCAGACACAGGCAACUGGGAGACCAUAGCCAGCGGCUAGAACCGGGCAAGGCCCCCUCCACAGGGCCCGCACAAGGACAGCAAUGGGAUGCCCUCCCCUGUUUUCCAGGAUGGAUUCACUGCAGAGACAGGACCUGCGGAGGCCCAAGAUCCAUGGGGCAACCCGAGUUAGCACCCAGAACCUCGUCCCCUACCAGACACCCACCUUGGCCUACCUGCAGCGCCUGCUGUGGAUUCGAAGGGCUUCCUCAAUGAGCCACAUCAAUGAGGUCUGGCCCAACCUCUACCUGGGAGAUGGAUAUGCAGCCCGGGAUAAGAGCAAGCUGUGCCAGCUGGGCAUCACCCAUAUCGUGAAUGUGGCUGCCGGCAGGUUCCACGUUGACACAGGCACCAAGUUCUACCGAGGGAUGCCCGUGGAGUAUUAUGGGAUUGAGGCUGAUGACAAUCCCUUCUUUGACCUCAGCAUUUACUUCCUGCCUGCAGCAAGAUACAUAAGAGCUGCUCUCAGCAACCAAGGCCGAGUAUUUGUGCACUGUGCCAUGGGGGUCAGCCGAUCUGCCACACUUGUCCUGGCAUUCCUCAUGAUCUGUGAAAAUAUGACCCUGGUGGAGGCCAUUCAGACGGUGCAGGCCCACCGAGACAUUUGCCCCAACUCGGGUUUCCUCAGGCAGCUCCAGGUCCUGGACAGUCGGCUGGGGCGGGAGAUGGGGAGGCUCUGACUGGGAAGGUAGCUGGGAAGAGACUCCUCAGGGGUCUCCCUUUCCUACCUGCCUUGCAGAAGACUGGCAGCCCCCAUUGCUUACAAAUGGACCCUGAGAUGUAAAUAUCAAGUGUGGGGGUAUCAGGACGGCAGGGGCGGGAAAGGUUGAGAGUUGACGUUUAACAGGUAAAUUUGCUCAACUUGUUAAAAAAAAAAGAUUCUUUAUGCAUAGAAGAGUUUGGUCUCAAUCUAUAAUAAAGAAUUAAU